AUAUUUACCCGGGGUCCGUACUUGCUUUGAAUUCUGGAAGAUCGUUGAGCGUUGUAGUCUUUUUCCUCAGGAUGUGCAAGUCUUGUGCAGGAUGCGUUCGCGUGCUGAUGAUUGUGUUUAACAUCCUGUUUACAGUAAGUGCUUUUGUAGUGUAUUAUAACAAGUAAUAACUUAUGUUCAUAUUGUUUAGAACCAUCAAAUCUUAUUUUGGGGAAACCUCUAUAGAAAAGUUUGGGAAAAUGGCUCAAAAACCCCAAAAUAGGGAGUUUGGCAUUGAAAACUAGUCAUGAUCUAAUGAACUCAGGACCUUUGUGGCCACAGUGUUUCAGUUUGUAGACAUAUCCUAACUUAAGUUAGGAGGGUCACAAUAUUGCCUUUCUGAACCCUUAUAAUUUAUUCUGACCUCAAUGUCAACUUUUUUCUAACGUACCGGGGACAUCACAUUGGAUGAAAAGGUUUGGUACUGGUGUUGAUUAUCUUGUCUGGAUAAAUAUGGUGGUUUUUAAGAGUUCUUAUUUAGACUACUUACUUGCAGCUGCGCAGUAGGGACUCUGUGUACAUACUCGUACAAAUGUAUGGUACACCGAAAGUUUUACAUGUACAUGUACUAAUAUAACUAAAUGUUUUGGUGUGAUUGUAACCUGGGGUAAUUUUGAACGAUGGUUGAUUAGGCUUGAAAGUAUGCACCAACUUGUCAAGGCUAAAAAGGGUCGCAAAUCAGUCUGAGUAGCUGUGAUUAGCAUAAGGGACUACACCACGAACUGACGUCAGUUAUAAUUCGCAAAUGCUACUUAGCCAUAUGGAUAAAUGGGUUUUCGCCAAAACCCAAGGCAUGCUAUUCUUAGUCAUAUUGGUUUGUCCAUACAUUAUGGUCUUAUCCUUCGUGUUCCUAAGACUAAUUUUCACCCAAUCAAUCGUUAAGUAGAUCAUUUUCAUCUACCAAAAUGGGGUACUACUGGAAGUGGGCGACAUUAAGACAUCUACCAGAGUCAUAUUGCUUAUUUUAACAAGACUGCAUUAAUAGUGUUUUAUAAAAGUCCCAAGGAAAAAUACCUUAUGAAUCAUGGUUGCAUUGGAAGCCACUUACAAGGUCUUAUGCGAGAUAUUUUGGGUCUCAAAUUUACAUCCAGGCGGCGUUAUGUAUAUCUGGAUUUGAAUCUAAGUUUAUAAUUGAAAACUUUCGCAUUGUUUUCUUUUGAGAAACUUCAGUAGCAUCUAGUAAAUUAGGGUUUUGGGAUUUCAGAUCGCAGUAGAUUUCUAAAAGGAACUGGAAAGGCCUAUUCGAUGAAAGUUCCCAAUCAUCUAACAGUGGUUGGUCAACAUUCUCUCAAACUAACCUUCUUAGUUAUCUUAGAGUUUAUGAUAAAGUUUAUGAGGAAACCCACAAAUGCUAAGGGAUAUUUGCUCAAGUUGCUGCCGUCUUUAAGUGCUAGCUUCGAGACUAAACCUAACUUAUGAAUUGUUAGGUAAGUAGUGGAAAAUGUUUAUCUCAAUUACAGUGGGUCAUGAUAGCGUUUGGCGAAAAGGCACUACUUCCAACCAAACUCUAGUAUUUUAAAAGCCUUAAAGUUUACGCUCACUACAAUAUUUUGGCCGUCAUCCCAAUAAUAACCAUUCUUCAGAGAAACUAAAUUGCUACGAUUUUUUACAAGUUUAUUAAACUUUAUUUCUCGAGAUGUGAUGGACUCGAAUUAUUCCCUUACAAAUAAUUCAUUUAGUCUAUAACUGCUUCAACACACCACUAAAGGGAUAAAUCAUAGGGAUGAUUGUUUUAUCCGCUGCUUUGUACUUCUACUUUUCAACAUUCGGGGUUAGAGGUACUGAUCAGCACAAUAUAUUGGCUUAUACUUAUAUCGUUCUGGCUGCUAUUGGGGCUCUGAGCUUUGUAUUGGGAAUAUUAGGUUGUUGUGGCUCAUAUCACUAUAGUCGAUGUUUGUUGGGCUUUUAUUUUGCUCUGUUACUGGUUAUUUUCGCCAUCGAAAUUGCUAUUGGCGUAGCUGGGUUCGUCCAUAGAGAACAGGCACGUGCAAUUAUCCACGAAACACUUAAAGAAGGUGUUGAAGAUUGGAAAAAUUCCAACAAUGAAGUUCGAUGGAUGGAUGCAAUCCAUGUUAUGUUCCAAUGUUGCGGUUACAAUGGACCUACAGACUAUGGUAUUGCUAAAGUCCCUUCUUGUUGUUUAAAUGAUCAAUGUGCUAUGGAUUUCGCUUUGCUCAGUUUUCAGACGGGUUGUAAAGAAAGAAUUGACAAUAUUAUGCAUAAUUUCCUAAUCAUAUGUAUCUCGGUUAUUACAAUAGCCCUCAUUGAGCUGAUUGGUUUGAUAUUUGCAAUGACUCUUUGUUGUGCUGUGAAUGGUCGUGAUCCAAACGCUUAUUAUCGUGCAGUACAAACAGCAUAAAUUGAUUUUUUUUAAAAAACACUCGACUAACCUAACCAAUCUUUAAAUAAUUGAGAAUUUCCAAACAUGCAGUUCUCCUAUAUGUUUCCACGAUCCUAUUCAUUAUGAUUAUAUAAUUCCAACUUUGUAUUGUUCAUCUAUUUCAGAAAUAACAAUGAAUAAUGUAAUUUAGUAUAUGUAUUUAUAAUCUACUUGUUCAUUUCUACGCAUACAUAUUUACAAUAAUCAUCCAAUCAUUUCAUAUGAGUUGUCUUUUUUCUAUUGUGUAUCUGAGCGAGAGAUUUUUCCUCUUUCUCUCUUUCACCUUCGAAUGACCAAUUUCAUUUUCACACAAUCUUUAAUUAAUCCUGUCACACAACACAGUGGUACUCUGUGUGUGUGUGUGUUUACUCAUAGUUACACUUCUUUUUUCUCUCAUUGUCACCAUCAUCUUCGUUAUUUUUAUUCGAUACAUAUAAGGAAUACUUCACGAAUGACACAGAAGUAAAAUUGUGAAAUUUAACACACACCCACACACACAACACCUAUGGUUGUAUCGUAAUAAAAAUACAUUUGUUAUACUGAUUUUUUUAUAAAAGAAAUCUGCCCAAUUUUUACAUUCUUCUCUUAGAUUCUGUAUCAGUUUCUCAUGUUCCAUGAAAAGUUGUUGGAAUUUUUUAAAAAUUUUCCUAACGGUCAUUGUUUCUUCUUCGAGUACUGUGUAUGUGUGUGUGUGAGAGAGAGAAUAUUCUACUACCGGGUAGACAUGUUUAUUCUUUUAAGAAAUGAUUAUUACUAAUAUUCCAUCAUUGUGUAGAUAACCAUUUAUGUGUAAUUCACCGUUGUCUUAUACUUCUUCAACCGGUUAUUUUGAUCAUUUCAUUAAUGUCAUGAAUCUAUCAACAAUUUCACCAUUGUGCUGUGUGUAGUGUUCUGUCAUUUGUCAUGUUGUUGCUUUUUUAAUAUUCGUAUGUGUAUUUUUGUAAUUUAUAAAAAUGAAUUUUGUUCCAUUUUUAUAAACUUUUCAGUACAUAGUAACAUCAUAUUUGUUUUACACACUUGUCUUGAUCAUUUGUCACAUGGACAUUAAUAAUGAUCUAAUGGGAAUAUAUUUAUUCAUCUUCUGGAAUUUUUUUCGUUUUGAAUGAUGAAUUACAUGAAUUCGUCAUUGGAAUAGAUCUAAUCAUUCUGUGUUUGUUCAUUGUUGUAUUACUAUAUAGAUAUAUGUAUUUGUUAGUUUUGCUUCAAUGAUGAUAAUGUUCUCAUUCUAGUAUUCUGCGUACACAUAUAUUAUAUGAAGUGGUCUUUUUUUAAAAAAAAUAUUGUUCAUCAAUUACCAUCUCAAAAUAUACAACAAAUUUCAUACAGUGUGCACUUGUUUUUUUAAAUGUUUGUUUAGUUGUUUUUUUAUUCAAUGCUGUGUGAUGUGAUACAAAUCAGAGUGUGUGUAUGUGUGUGGCUCUAAGCAAAUGGGGUCAGUCAGCUACAACGUAGGACCAAUUUCGUGGAUUGGUUGAUGUUAGACACUAUCACCAUUGGAUACCGGCUCAGUGGCCCAGUAGGUUAAGCAUCUGCGCAUUACUGAGGAGUCCCACUAUAGGACGAAACGGCCGUCCAGUGCUUCCAGGUUUCCAAAGGUGGACUAACGGUUCAUGAUGUCAAUCAUAAAUUACAACAGAUUUUAAAUUAAAUUGAAUUUAUAUUUCCACUGAAGUCAUGGAUUCCAACUAUCUUUUAUAGAAUUCAGGAAAAGAAUUGUAUCUCGGUCUGACGCUACUUGUAGUUUAAUGUUAUAAUUCUCUGAAUCCGAUAAUGUGAUUGUCACCCUUAUAUAAAUUACGUACCGAUGUGAUGUCCAAAACGGCACUGAAAUGUAUACAAUUAGAUAAAAACUCUUUAAGAUAUAAUAUGACAAUCAAUUAUAAAUGAAGUACAACACUGAAAACGUAUAAACUUUGAGUGUUAUAAAAGGAAAAGGGUGACUAAGAGAUUUACUGGUGAGAAUCCUGGUAGGCUCAUCGAUUACGUGGAAGAAUAACUAUCUGGCAUACGAUUAGUGACUGUGAUCCUAAAACUUUCGUAAUCAGAGGUUCAGUCCACAAUACUUACGCCUAUUAUCCCUCAUGAAGGAGUAUAGUCUACCCAACAGCACUCUCCAUUCAAUCCUGUCCUGGGCAAUCCUUUCCAGUUGCUAUUCAUCCUUUUCAUGUUUGCUUCCAUUUCCCAACAAAGUGUGUUCUUCGGCGUUCCUCUUUUCUGUUCCUCUUCACGAUUCCAAGUUCGGGAUUGCCUCGUGAUACAGUUUGGUGAUUUCCGUAAUGUAUGUCCUAUCCACUUCCAAACUCUUUUUCUAAUUUCCUCUUCAGCUCGAAGCUGAUUUAUCCUCUCACACACUAGGCUGUUGCUGGUAGUAUCUGAUCAACGGACAUUGAGUAUCUUGCGUAGACAACUAUUAAUAAAUACUUGUACCUUCUUGAUGAUGAUUGUAGUAGUUCUCCACGUUUCAGCUCCAUACAAUGAGACUGUCCUGACGUUCUGACUUUGAUGUUGGUUGACAAACAGUUGUUUUGAGUUCCAUUCGUUUUUGAAUUGUAGGAAUACGUCUCUUACUUUGCCUUUACUUCUGCAUCCGAUCCGCCCUGUUCAUCGAUGAUGCUUGACAGGUAUGUGAAAGAUUCCACAUCUUCCAUAGUUUCCCCAUCAAAUGUGGUCCGGUUGAGGCCUACUGAUGCAGAGGCUGUUGCCAUACUAGUUUUCUUCAUCUGUAUUUGUUCGUUUGUAUGGGAUAGAAGGGCCAGGUUAUCUCCGAAGUCUAAAUCUUCUAAUUAAUCCCUAGCUGUCUACUGUAUUCCGUGCUUUCCCUCAGAUGUCAAGGUCUUCAUAAUCCAGUAGACUACCAGGAGAAAGAGUAAGGAGGAUAGUAGACAGCCUUGUCUGACAAUAUAUUAAGAUCAUUUAUAUCAGCUGUUUAGAAUGUUAGUCACUCUAGAUUUUAAAAUCAAUUAAGACAUAUAUAUACAUGCCUGUCCUUCAUUGUUUAAAGUAUCCAUUAAUUCUGUAUUUAUCAUAGUAAUGUUCACCUUAAAAUUAGAUAAGUUUUAGUGAAGCUGAGCAACAUAGAAAAAAUAUAUACAUAUUUUAUGCCUCGAUAAGAAUAAUGAGUGGUAAUUUUUGGGAUCCAUUUGUGGACCAAUACUAUACGUAUAUUUUUACCGUAUAUUUGUUAAUUAACUAAACUAUUCAUGUCUCUCUUAUCAUAAGCUUUAUUUUGACCUAUGAACUAUUAUUAUACGAUUUUCUAUUCUUGAAUUAUUCCCUAUCUAUUAGUCACUGCCUCCCUCAUUCACAGUCACAUCUGGCUAAUUCUUGUACAAAUGUUGUUUCAUAUUUUAUUGAUACGUUGUGGUCUCUUUGAUUAGUGUAUAAACUCAGUAUGUUUGAAAUAUAAUGAUUCAUAUUGCAGAGGCUG
Schistosoma mattheei is the source of this 5846-nucleotide messenger RNA. The record is from the annotation of a GenBank genome assembly. NCBI's taxonomy places the organism in Eukaryota, Metazoa, Platyhelminthes, Trematoda, Strigeidida, Schistosomatidae.